This is a messenger RNA of Oncorhynchus tshawytscha (Chinook salmon), 2274 nucleotides long. Its product is annotated as homeobox protein SIX3. Gene Ontology annotation, molecular function: DNA-binding transcription factor activity, RNA polymerase II-specific; RNA polymerase II cis-regulatory region sequence-specific DNA binding. NCBI's taxonomy places the organism in Eukaryota, Metazoa, Chordata, Actinopteri, Salmoniformes, Salmonidae. Gene Ontology annotation, cellular component: nucleus; transcription regulator complex. The transcript has 2 exons. The coding region runs from base 154 to 1038 and encodes 294 amino acids. The record is from RefSeq and is a predicted model, not a curated record. Gene Ontology annotation, biological process: eye development; regulation of transcription by RNA polymerase II; brain development.
AAGCGAAACAAAAUGUUUCAAUGCUACACUCACGGUGGAUUUAGGGGGAGAUAUUAUGAGGCUGGUGUCAUUAUAGGCGAUAGCUAUUGAAUCAUACAAUCUUUACUCGUCGUUCUUUUUCUUGAUAAUUUUCUUUCUCUCUCAGGUCAUUCCAUGGUUUUCAGAUCCCCUUUAGAGCUUUAUCCCUCCCAUUUCUUCCUGCCAAACUUCGCUGAGCGCCCUGUGCUCUUGGCGAGCAGCACUCCCAGCACCAGGUCUCCAGAAGACUUGUCAAUGUUUGCGCUACCGACCCUCAACUUCUCUCCGGAGCAAGUGGCGAGCGUCUGCGAGACGCUGGAGGAAACCGGAGACAUUGAACGGCUGGGACGAUUCCUGUGGUCCCUGCCGGUGGCACCCGGAGCAUGCGAACAGAUCAACAAGCAUGAGUCGAUCCUGCGAGCUCGCGCAGUGGUUGCUUUCCACACGGGGAAUUUCCGAGACCUGUACCACAUCUUGGAGAACCACAAGUUUACCAAGGAUUCCCACGGCAAACUGCAGGCCAUGUGGCUGGAGGCACACUACCAGGAGGCCGAAAAGCUGCGCGGUCGCCCCUUAGGACCGGUUGACAAGUACAGGGUACGGAAGAAGUUCCCCCUGCCCAGGACCAUCUGGGACGGCGAGCAGAAGACGCACUGUUUCAAAGAGAGGACGCGUGGUCUGUUAAGGGAGUGGUAUCUUCAGGACCCAUAUCCAAACCCCAGCAAGAAAAGGGAACUGGCUCAAGCCACUGGACUCACUCCUACACAGGUCGGAAAUUGGUUUAAAAACCGGAGGCAACGAGACAGAGCCGCCGCAGCAAAAAACAGGCUUCAGCACCAGGGAAUAGGACAGAACGGUAUGCGGUCCCUUUCAGAAUCCGGGUGCACUCCACGCAGCUCGGCGGAAUCGCCGUCGACCGCGGCCAGUCCUACUACCAGCAUCUCCAGUAUGACAGAGCGAGUUGAUACUGGAACGUCCAUUCUUUCAGUAACCUCCAGUGACUCCGAGUGUGACGUAUGAUAUAAAAAAAGAGAAAUAUUUACAGGAAAUAUGGACCUGAAAAAAAAAACUAUGAAAUAUCGGGAUGAAAAAAGGACCAAUUGAUUUAAAUAUUUAAAAAAAUAUAAAAGCACGUCUUUUUUAAGCGCUUUCAAUGGACCCACCAAGCCUUCCCCUACCCCCCACCACUACCUGCAUGAUGUUUUUUGGUAUCUGGGGAACAUACCCUGUUCAAUAUUUCUACAAGGAUAAUCGAGAAGAGGGAAUUACCAGAGGGUGUUUAUCGCCUUUUCAUCUCUGUUUUAGUCCAAGUGAUGAUGCCGCUCAGCCAAGAUGCAAUCCUGUUUUACUUUAUGUUCAUCAGACAAUCAUUUACGUCGUAAGCACCUUUUUACUAUACACUUCUGUCACUGCCUGUGUGGGGUAGGCCUACAUGGUCAAAUGUGGAACCCAAUCGUUAUGACUGUAUCAGAUUUUUAUUUUUAUUUUAAGAUUUUAUAUUGAAUUAUGUAUAUCUCAAAUAAUGCCAUCAUUCUCCCGCGGUCUGUAAUAUCCUAUAUGUGUAGAUAUGCUUGUACAUAAUAUUGCUCUCCCAUCUCCAUCCUCUUUUCUAUCCCUGUUCUUGACUUGGUGUUCCUAUACAUAAAAUAUUUGUCAAAACGUAAAAAAAGUGCUCUAGGCGUUUCUUUUGUUUGUUUGUUUUGAUAGACUACCUAACAUGGGAUAAUGACGCUAUAUAAACGUGUUAUCGGUCACAUUUAUGCAAAGGUAUAUAAUAUAAACAUUGGAAUACUCUUCAACAAUUCAAGUCCUAUACUUCCCCGUGCAUCACCUAAAGCGCUUAUUAUUCAAUGUUCAUUUCUUGCGUGUUUAUGUUAAUGUACAUUUCUAAAUCAAAUACAGUAUUCCAUUUUCUUAUAUAUUCUGCAUUAAGUCUCUCUUUUAAGUGAGUGUUCAUUAUCCACCAUCAAGCGUUUAUGAGCAUCUAGGCCUAUGUUGAGAAGUGGUUAUGUUAUGCUCAUGCAAGCAUAAUGAUUCUGAUACACAUGCUGUGGUCCUUUUACGAAACUACACAUAGGUUGUAGUCUACGAUGUUAAAAAAAGUAUUUUGCCCCUAAAUAUAUGCAUGUGUUAUUGUAAAUGUCAACGUCAUAGUCUCUUAAACGAGAGUCCAGUUUCCUCUUUUGUUUAUGGUUGCCAGUGAAUACAGAAAUUAAGUAAACGCGCCAUUAAAUGGACUAAUCAUGGUGGACUCCU